Messenger RNA from Phytophthora nicotianae INRA-310, 1007 nucleotides. RefSeq lists its product as hypothetical. The record is from RefSeq and is a predicted model, not a curated record. The coding region runs from base 318 to 794 and encodes 158 amino acids. Lineage: Eukaryota; Oomycota; Peronosporomycetes; Peronosporales; Peronosporaceae. Gene Ontology annotation, molecular function: single-stranded DNA binding. The transcript is spliced from 4 exons. Gene Ontology annotation, biological process: regulation of DNA-templated transcription; defense response.
AAGUGACCACCAAUUUGGUAUCAACAGCGAGUGAGCAACAUGCCGCUGCUACAGACGCUCCGCAAGACGGCGAGCCAUGGGCUGCGUAUGGCUCCUCGCAGCUCCGCGCUGUACUCGACAGAGCGUGUGUUUCCCAAUUUCUCGGUGUACGGCAGCGACUCAGCCUUUCAGGUGGCUCCCAGCGCCCCACAGUACACUAACGGUGGCAGUUACUUGAAGACCAAGCGUGUGGUGAGUAAAUCAAUGACUUUUAAGGCUUAAUACCAGUAAAAUGGAAGAGCUAUAGUGCUAAAUGAGAUUCUAUACAGGGAGCUAUCAUGCUGUCGUGGGCCAAAGCCACCAACUCAGGCUACAAUUACCAGAACAAGACGUUCUUCUCGCUGAGUCCAUCGGAGGUGGGCCUGGUACUGGAGCUGCUGGAUUCACGUAUCCCGGAGCUGUCGCUUACGCACUCGCCAAACAUGAACGCGUCUGAGGGGGACAAGAACACCAAGUCGCUGCACAUUUCUCGCUCGUCGGGAUCGGAUGGAAACCCGUUGAUUCUCAUCAAGGUCAACCACGAGGGCGAGUCUGUGGCCACGCUUAAUGUCGGAGAGGCGCGUGUCUUCAAGGAGCUGCUGACCUACUCGCUUCCUCGGCUUCUUGGCUACCAUUCAGUGCUGGAAGGACCUCUGAACGUCGAGGGCGGAACCAACGGUGGCUUCUCCCAGGGUGGUGGCAAUUCGUACGCGUCCGGACCCAACAGUGGAUACCAUGGCUCAAACAACAAGCCUGCUGGCGACUGGCCCUUUUAACGCUUCGGUGAUCACAGCAGUGUAAACGCAUCUUCUAUCGGCUAUGCUUGAGCUGUGGCUUUUGCUGAGAAAGUAUUAAAUACUUGCCACGAAUUGAGAACAGCUACCGACACAACAAAGCUUUCUUAGGAACUUGUGCUAGUUAUUGAUGUUAUUGUAUAAAUUUGUUCUACACGUAAAUAUGGAGAACAACUAUGAGGUUUGAAGACAUUC